AUGAUUAAGCAUAAAUUGUUGAUGGUGAUUGGGCACUUGCGGCCUAUCGCCGAUGCUCGCAAGCGUGGUGUCUCGUCCACCAGCAACGACGCGACUCCCAAUCCAACCUCAGUCAACCCCCAACGGCCUCCCAUGCGUGCAGCCACCCCAUCUCAGCAAGCCCUUCGGGGUAAAAUCAUCGUUCUAAACGGCUUCCCAGGCACUGGAAAACUCCCAAUUCUCAAAAAGGUCAAGGAGCUACUGCCCACCGAGACGGCAUGCCUUCUAGACAACCACCUGCUUAUCGAUCCCGUGGCCGCAGUCAUCCCCGGCCGAAGCCAAGAGCACCAUGAACUGCGUCGCAAGAUUCGGGCGCCAAUCUUUGAAAAGCUUCAGGAGCGUGCACAAAAAGGCCAUACCAUCCUCAUGACGGCUUGCCUGGUUGAGGAUGACGAAAGAGACGCCAGCGUCCUCCAAGAGCACCUCGACAUGGCACACGAAGCUGACGUGCCCAUCUUCUGGAUAAACGUGCACUGCAGUCAGGAGAUAUUGCAACAGCGUGUCGCGAGCAUUGAGCGAUGCUCGGGGACCAAAACGAAGCUAACGGACCCGACCCUUGCCUGCGACCUGGUGGAUAAGCACCGUCUUAUUAAGCCACACAAGACCGACAACAGCAUGGAAGGAUUAUUGUUUGCAACAUUGGACGUCAGUGGAUCCGUGGAGCUCUCCGUCAGUGGCCUAAUGAGAAUCAUCAAGCUUCCAUAG
Molecule: messenger RNA, 744 nt
Organism: Fusarium vanettenii 77-13-4
Lineage: Eukaryota; Fungi; Ascomycota; Sordariomycetes; Hypocreales; Nectriaceae
Exons: 3
Coding region: 1-744 (247 amino acids)
Source: RefSeq, a predicted model, not a curated record